CUCCGAGGCCUAUUCAUUCGUUGUUUAUCAGGUGUAUGAAUGUGUGUCUGUACUUGAGUUCUAAGAAUUUGGACCUGAAUCGAAAGCAAAAAAACCCUAGAAAAUCCACUAUCAACGAAGAAUCCAGAUGUUCUAUUUCGAUUCUCAGAGAUGGAGUCCCUAUUAAUCAGAGCUCACCUACAGCUCUCCAUGUCCUGCCACCGAAGGGUGUUGUUUCACCAAGCCAGACCAUUUUACUUUCUGGUGAUUCUGAUAUGUACCCUUUUCUGCAUUGCUGCAUGUGGACUGUGUUCCAUAAAUGGGAUGCCGAGUUCCGUGGAAUAUGAUUUGUGUGAGUCCUGCACAGAUAAUUAUAAUCCAGGGUUUCAGGAUGCAUAUGUUCGUGAUGUAAGUUCAGGGUGUGUUUCGGGAAUGGGCCACCUAAGUCUUGAGAAUGUAUGUAGCAAUUCGAAUUUGUUCUGCUUUCCUUCUACAUUGCCGGGUUUUUUGUGUAAAGGAUGUAGUCCUGAAUCAACUGUUCUAGAGGUGUCUCCAGUUCAGCCUGGUGCUAAAUUACCUGAAGGAUCAACUCAAGCGAGAAAUAACUUAAGUUGGUCAUUGGACUAUGGUAUGUUUAAGUUAUUAAGUGGACGGGCUGUUUCUUGUUCUUUGAACUCCCAAGAUGAAAUCCACGACAUCUCAUCUCUUCAAACAAGUAAAGGUAAUCAAAACUAUGUUUCUUCAUGUGGAGGACCUUUUGGUAAUCAGAAGAGCCCAAGUCCCAACUUGAACGAGAACUCUGAGAUGAAGAUGAUCAAAUCGGGAUUUUUGGAUGGUUCUCUGUCACCCAAUGUUGAAAUAAGCCCUCCUCUACUUGACUGGGGACAGAAAUAUUUAUAUUUUCCUUCGUUUUCUUUUUUAACUGUGGCAAAUACACACAGCGACAGCAUUUUAUGCAUAUACAAACCUUUCAGUACCAACACACAAUUUUAUCCUUGCAAUUUUAGCGAGUUGUUUCUGGGACCGGGUGAAGUUGCUUCAAUUUGUUUUGUGUUUUUACCUACAUGGUUAGGUAUGUCCUCAGCUCAUCUGAUCUUGCAGACAAGCUCCGGUGGUUUCUUGAUCCAGGCUAAAGGUUUUGCUGUCGAGUCCCCUUAUGGGCUACGGGCUUUAGCAGGCCUGGAUGUUUCCUCCGGUGGAAGGUGGACUAAGAAAUUUUCUUUGUUUAAUCCUUUUGAUGAAACACUCUAUGUGGAGGAAGUAACUGUGUGGAUAUCAGUUUCGAUAGGGAAUACUUCACAUUUGUCAAAGGCAAUCUGUAGAAUAGAAAAUUUUCAAGGUUCUGAAGAGCAUAGUGUGCUGCAUGCCAAAAGUGGUCAAGUUGACUCGCCACAAAUGGCAAUGGGGCCUUAUAGAAAUUGGGAUAUUGGUCCUGGUAGCACUGAGGCCGUCAUAGAGAUAGACUUCACAUAUUACGCUGCAGGAAAAAUUUCUGGUGCAUUUUGUAUGCAGUUGCUUAGGCCUUCUCAAGAUAAGUCAGAUACAAUUGUGGUUCCUCUUGAAGCAGAACUAGGUGGGGAAUCGGCCAAUGAUCUUAUAGAUGCUGUUUCAGUAUCGCUUGAGACUCUACUGCCAUGCGAUUCCAGUGAUACUGUUGUUGUUGCUCUCUUGCUGAGAAAUGGCACUCCUCAUCUCUUGAAUGUUGUUAAGAUUAGUUUAAUUGGAGAAAGCACAAAGCUUUUCCAGAUUAAAUACAAGGAAGGCUUAAUACUUUUUCCUGGCACCGACACACAUGUAGCUGUGGUUAGUUAUAUUCCCCUGCCCAUUGGGUUACAUGACUAUCCAUCUGAAAGUCCGGAUAUAAACUGGAAUUGUAAAUUAGUGAUACUGACAAAUGACUCAAGUAAUCCUCAGAUUGAGAUGCCCUGCAAGGAUAUAGUCAGUAUUUGUUCAAAAUUAGAUUCCUAUCUUGAGUAUGAGCAACAGUCUGGAAAUGCAGAAAAUGCCAAUGCAAGAACAGGAUCUUUACUCAGCGGCGUGCAGUCACCAUCAUUGAUCAAGGAAAUGGAGGCAGCAGAACCAGAUGAAUUGGUACUAGGAAACUGGAAAUCUCAAGGUACUGCCAGCAGCAUGUCUGUGCUUGACAAUCACGGGGUUGUGUUCCCGAUGGUUCAGAUUGGAACUCAUCACUCUGAGUGGAUCACUGUAAAAAACCCAAGCGAACAACCAGUUGUAAUGCAGCUGAUCCUGAAUGCAGGUGAAAUUAUCGAUGAGUGCCGGGCCCCAGAUGGGCUUUUACAGCCCUCUCUAUCCAGUGGUUUGGUUCUUAGUGAAAAUACAUCACCAACAAGGUAUGGGUUCUCAAUAUCAGAGAAAGCACUGACAGAGGCUUAUGUCCAUCCUUACGGUACAGCAUCUUUUGGGCCAAUAAUUUUUCACCCUUCGAAUCGAUGUGGGUGGAGAAGUUCUGCUUUGAUAAGGAACAAUCUUUCUGGUGUGGAGUGGUUAUCUUUGCGGGGAUAUGGAGGGUCAUUUUCUUUGGAUUUGUUUGAAGGGUCUAAGCCUAUUCCAAGUUUAGAAUUUAAGUUCAACUUGCCAAGCCGUCUAAAUUUGUCUCCUCCUGAAAUGUCCCAUCACAAGGAAGAAACCACUCAUGCCUGUUCCAAGCCAUUGUCGAAAGAGCUGUAUGCAAAGAACACGGGGGACCUUCCACUGGAGGUCAGGAGAAUUGAGGUUUCUGGGACAGAAUGUGAGUUAGACGGGUUUGUUGUGCAUACUUGCAAAGGUUUUGCUCUUGAACCUGGUGAGUCCACAAAGCUUCUGAUAUCAUAUCAGGCAGAUUUUUCUACAGUCAUGGUACAGAGAGAUCUUGAACUGGCCUUGGCUACUGGUAUUGUUGUGAUCCCUAUGAAAGCAAGUCUCCCUCUAAACAUGCUCAAUUUGUGUAAGAAAUCAAUGUUUCGGAUGCAAGUGCAUAGAAUCUUCUUUGCGAUCCUUCUUGCUGCUUUUGUGAUGUUUCUUAUACUUUUUUGCAUCCUCCCCCAAUUGAUGGGCUUAGGCUACUUGGAUUACUUGUUCAAGAGUGGGAAAAGCUCCAUUGCCACUGUUGGGCGUGUGGGGAAAUCUUCUUGUAUGCAUUUCAACACAAAGAAUGGUAAUAAGUUUUCCAUAUCCUCUAAAAUGAAUGGCUUGUUAAGGUCAGUUGGAGAAGAGGAAACCUCAAUGCUUGAAUCUGUCAAUAGAUAUCCUGAUGGUGAAGUUGUUGCUUCAAAACAGGGGAUAACUGCUCUGCAUCUUAAUCCAACUGUUGAAAAUCAGAGACAAACUCAAGAGGAAAUGGCAUUUGGAUCUUGUAUCCUGCAAGAGUCUAGCACAGUUGAGAACUCUGAUGUUCGGGAAGCAUCAAAAGUCGGUAAACUCACAGUUAGAAUUGGAAAAGAAAAGGGUAGAAGGAAAAGGAAGAAAAAGUGUUCGGGAACAGGAUUAUCUGGAAUCUUUGACGUUGCAAGCAGUCAAAGUGGUAAUUCUACACCUUCAUCACCCUUGUCCCCAGUCACAUCUUUUACACCUAAACGGUUGUGGCCACAGUCUUAUGAGGCAGGUCAAUCAGUUGAGUCUAGUAAUCAGUUUGGGCAAGUGGUUGAUCAACCCUGUGGGAAGAGUUCAGGUGUAGAACCUGCAUCAAAGGCAAACAUAUUGGAGCCUAAGGUUUCUGUCAAGUAUUCCAAUAAAAGUUGUUUUUUCUUUACCCAAGAGAAGCCCUCUGCACCAAGAAAGAUGCCCGGAAAAUCUGUUUUGUUGCCUUCUGCAACCUUCCCUUGCACUGGUAGGCCUUCGACUUCUACAAUUGCUCCACAUGCCCGGGCUCCUGGAUCCAAACUUUACAACCAGAAAACAGUUAAUUUAGAAGAAGCGACAGGGCUUGAGGAUCAAUUUAGGUAUGAUAUCUGGGGUAACCAUCUUUUUGGACUACAUUUAAUGGGUAGGUCAAAGGAGGUCUCUACCAUGACCUCUAGUGCUACAGAAAGCCAUUCUGAUAGCUUCUUUGUAAGGGGUCCACAAACCCUUUUGACAAAACCUCAACCAAACUCUGUAAGUUCUUCUCAUCUGGAGGGUUAAUGAUAAGAUACUUGGAAAAUUAUGUAUGUUAGAUGCAGCUUCAAGUCUUUUUUACAUGCAGUUUUAAAGUUUUCUCAAUCAUAUAAGGAAAAAAAAUGGAAAAGGAAAUAUUUUAUUUAAACAGUCA
This is a messenger RNA of Camellia sinensis, 4225 nucleotides long. RefSeq lists its product as uncharacterized. NCBI's taxonomy places the organism in Eukaryota, Viridiplantae, Streptophyta, Magnoliopsida, Ericales, Theaceae. The record is from RefSeq and is a predicted model, not a curated record. Gene Ontology annotation, cellular component: membrane.